AUGAGCCUUGAGAGUUUAGCUGAUUCGUUUCCCAACCAAUGGAGUAAGCGAAAUGCCUGGAUCAAGAAUCCCAGCGACAACAACCAGUCGGUCCGCAUCAGCUACAUCGAGUGCGCACCGCCAACAACCAGUGAUCCAAAAGGGAAUAUUUUAUUGAUCCACGGGUUUCCACAAACUUCGUAUCAAUUCCGGCAUGUGAUAAAACCUCUCGCCGAGGAGGGUUUUCGAAUUAUAGUGCCCGACUAUCGCGGGGCUGGUCAAUCAUCACAUCCCGCCCAAGAUUUUAGGAAACAGACAAUGGCGCGCGAUCUUUUCUCUCUGAUCCAUGAUCAUCUCGGUAUUACGCAGGCAAUUCACGUGGUCGGGCAUGACAUUGGGGGCAUGAUUGCCCAUGCAUAUGCCACGCUGUAUCCCAACCAUGUGGCGAGUGUCAUUUGGGGUGAAUGCCCGCUUCCUGGCACUUCUAUCUACGACAAGAACAAAAGCAUGCCUGAACAAUUUCACUUUGUAUUCCACAGUGUGCCUGAUGAUUUGGCGCUUUCCCUGGUGACUGGAAGGGAGAAGAUAUACCUGAACCAUUUCUUUUCUAAACAGAGCUUCAACGCUCAAGCGAUAUCUCCUUUUGACUUGGACUUCUACACUCUACAAUACUCGCAGCCGGGAGCACUACGAUGUUCCUUUGAAAUUUAUCGGGCAUUUGAAGAAGAUGCUCGAGAAAAUCUGGAAAGCUUGCGCCUCAAAGGAAAGUGUACCCGACCUGUGCUCAUCCUUAGUGGCUCACAGAGCCGGCAUGCUCACGAGGCCAGAGAAAUGGUCGAAGAAGUUUAUGCUGGAGAUAUUCAGAUUGCAGAGGUCAAAGACUCCGGUCAUUAUAUUGCAGAAGAGAACCCAGACGGCUUUGUGCAGGCGGUGUUGGCCUUCAUACACUCUCAUGCGGCUGUGGAGUGA
This is a messenger RNA of Penicillium pulvis, 948 nucleotides long. Its product is annotated as alpha/beta fold hydrolase. NCBI's taxonomy places the organism in Eukaryota, Fungi, Ascomycota, Eurotiomycetes, Eurotiales, Aspergillaceae. The coding region runs from base 1 to 948 and encodes 315 amino acids. Gene Ontology annotation, molecular function: catalytic activity. The transcript has a single exon. The record is from RefSeq and is a predicted model, not a curated record.